Perognathus longimembris pacificus (Pacific pocket mouse) is the source of this 351-nucleotide messenger RNA. RefSeq names its product proline rich 9 (gene Prr9). The record is from RefSeq and is a predicted model, not a curated record. Lineage: Eukaryota; Metazoa; Chordata; Mammalia; Rodentia; Heteromyidae. Bases 1 to 351 code for a protein of 116 amino acids. The transcript has a single exon.
AUGUCCUUCAGUGAUCAGCAGUACAAGCAGCCCUGUGCGCUACCUCCAAGUCUUCAAAAGACCCAAGAGCAGUGCCAGGCACAAGCGAAGGAGGCAUGCCUCUCCCAGGGCCAGGACCCCUGCCAAGAUGAGUGCCUGCCACAAGUUCAGGAGGCAUGUCUUCCUCAGGACCAAGAGUCAAACAAAGGAAACUGCCCACAGCAAGGUCAAGAUCCAUGUCUACCUCCGUGCCAAGACCAAAGUCUGCCUCAGUGUGCCGAGCCAUGCCAGGAGCCAGCUGAAACAAAAUGUGUAGAGGCGUGCCCACUGAAAGUCCAAGAAAGUUGCUCAGCCCCUGGAAAGGGAAAGUAG